GCGGGGAGACCUCCUGGGCGGAGGGGGUGCCCCCACGUCCAUAAGGGUAGGGGGUACUGGGGAAGCAUAGGUAGAGCUUGGGGAGGGACAGACCCCUUUUGGACCUCAGCAGCUGGAGGCCGACCUUAGGCACCCCUCGGCACCCCUGAGAGCACCUGGGCUGUGAGCCCCUACCCUGCCCAGGCCGGCCCAGGCUGGCCUGGGACGGCUGGGGACUUGGACCCGCUGCCUCCAGCCCCGAUCGGUGUUCUCGCCCUGCCUUGAGGCUCUGCCUCUCUCCAGCGAGGAGGAGAGCUCCUUUGCAGGGGAGCUUAUAGAGGCACUGGUUUUACACAUUAAUAUACAGAUAUAUUUUCCAGUUGCACAGGAUAACCGCUUACCAAAUACGACGUUGUACUUUUUAUCAGGGAACGAUGACAAGCAGCACACAAAAAUCUGAUGAAAAUAGAAGUAAACGUAAAAAAGAGAUGGAGAAUGAAGCUUCAGAAAAUCCUCUGUUGUCCUCCCUUGACAAAACAGAUUUGGCUGCUUCUGAAGGCUUGCAGUCCCUUUACAAACCUGAACCACUGGAAAAAGUUUUAAAUGAGAUGAACAAAGAAAUUAUGAACUUGUUAUCAAAAUAUGCUCACAUUUUAAGUGAGAGAGCAGCGAUGGAUGCUUCUUAUGUCCAAGAACUUGAUGGAAUCUUAAAAGAAGCGAGGACCAUAGAAAACCAUUUAAAACAGAAAAGGGAGAGUCUGAAACAGAGAUUCACUGUGAUCGCAAAUACUCUGCAAAGCUAAACGGAGCUUGUUAGAUUGCAGAAAUGCAGAGCAAAACUGGUAGUAUAUUUUAUGUAUUAAAAUAUAAACUAUGAUGAGUGCUAUGAUGAAUGUUUCAUAAAUGUCUUAUGUAAAUAUUUCUAGCAGUUCAGGAAAAUUUCAACAACUUAAGCAGCAACUUAUUUUUCAAAAUAAGUAGAUACAAUAAAUAGGGUAGUGGUAGUCAG
This is a messenger RNA of Harpia harpyja (harpy eagle), 988 nucleotides long. It is a transcript of the gene TEX12, whose product is annotated as testis expressed 12. The coding region runs from base 414 to 782 and encodes 122 amino acids. The record is from RefSeq and is a predicted model, not a curated record. Lineage: Eukaryota; Metazoa; Chordata; Aves; Accipitriformes; Accipitridae. The transcript has 4 exons.